Molecule: messenger RNA, 546 nt
Organism: Oldenlandia corymbosa var. corymbosa
Lineage: Eukaryota; Viridiplantae; Streptophyta; Magnoliopsida; Gentianales; Rubiaceae
Source: the annotation of a GenBank genome assembly
AUGAUGGUGAAAGUGAAGUCAAAUAGUGGUUCUGUUGAUAUGUCCACUGUUGAUUUUGAUGUUGAUGAAAUUUCUGGAAUUGUUUGCCUUGAUGAAAUUAAGAUUGCUGAGAAUGAUGUUUGUGUGAAGUCAAAUAGUGGUUCUGGAAUGCAUGCUGUUGUUGAUUCUAAAUUUGUUUCUGUGAAUGAGAAGAAUGAAGGAAAUACAUAUAAGUUGGAAUCGCUGUCAGUUACAGAAAUUGAUGUUGGAAUUGUUGUCGGGAAGAACUUAGUUCCUGGUUUCAUGAAUAACCUUAAGGCUACAGAUAACUUGUCUGUUUUGCCUGGAAUUGGUGUAUGUUUUGAAGCUGGGAUUGGAAAGAAUACUGUUUUUGAGGGUGGUGUUUUUCCUUUAGAAAUGAAUGAUUGGGUUAAAGCUGCGACUAUUUUUCGAGGUGGAACGAUGCUGUUGAGAAUGAUGGUUUGGGUUCAGUUGGCUACAUGUUUCAGAGGUGGCACCAAAGUUGCUGGAGGCUACAGGGAACUUAUAAUUUCACUUGAUGAAUAA